Messenger RNA from Microcebus murinus (gray mouse lemur), 444 nucleotides. The record is from RefSeq and is a predicted model, not a curated record. Lineage: Eukaryota; Metazoa; Chordata; Mammalia; Primates; Cheirogaleidae.
GGGAGGGUGCGGGUGCGGAGGGGUGCCAUGGUGUCUGACUCCGUCGCCUUUGCCCUUAGCACCGUGACCUCGGCGGUGUUCACCGUGGGCGACAACGUGGUGUCGGGCAGCGACGACCGCACGGUGAAGGUCUGGGACCUGAAGAACAUGCGGUCCCCCAUCGCCACCAUCCGCACGGACUCCGCCAUCAACAGGAUCAACGUCUGCGUCGGCCAGAAAAUCAUCGCCCUCCCCCACGACAACCGGCAGGUGCGGCUGUUCGACAUGUCCGGCGUGCGGCUGGCACGGCUCCCGCGGAGCAGUCGGCAGGUGAGGGGGCCUCGGGGCGCCGGCGGAGCGAGUGGGGCCUGGAGCUUCAUCUCGCAGCCUCGCCGUCUGAGGGAAAUGUGGUGCACGCCACAGAAGUAAUUUUAAGCCUUCUAAGAACCACGUCAAAAAGGAGAG